AUGGGCGGCUGGGUGAAACAGCUUGUUAAUGCGAAGGCCCUUUGUAGUUACCACCUCGAUCAAGGGUGUGUCGAACUAGAGAUGGACCCCACCAUACUGAAAGUAUACGAAAAGUUGGAGCCGGACAUUGCAUGCAACUAUCAUCACUACUUGCCUGAACUACUCGAUAAGGGGCUACGGAUUCUUGUGUACGCUGGAGACCGAGAUCUAGUGUGCAAUUGGGUAGGAAGUCUAGCGUGGAUGGAAGCACUCCGAUGGGGAGGGAGAGGCGGAUUCAGUCGGGCCCAGCCCGUUGAGUAUUCCUUGCUGAAUGGAACCGCUAUUGGAAGCCUCAAGAGUUACUCUUUGCCUAUCACUGGUGGACAGCUGAGUUUCGUCAAGGUCUAUGGUGCUGGUCAUAGUGUCGCGAUGGACGUCCCACGACAAGCUCUCAAGAUGCUUACCGAUUUCCUCGACAAUAAGUUCCCAUAG
Molecule: messenger RNA, 471 nt
Organism: Perkinsus marinus ATCC 50983
Lineage: Eukaryota; Perkinsozoa; Perkinsida; Perkinsidae
Exons: 5
Coding region: 1-471 (156 amino acids)
Biological process (GO): proteolysis
Molecular function (GO): serine-type carboxypeptidase activity
Source: RefSeq, a predicted model, not a curated record